CGAACACUUGAAAUUACGAGUGUCAGUGAAGGCACCACAACCCUUGGCAGGGUGUUGAACUUUGUGUCACAAGGUCGGGAAUUUCCAUCCUUUUGUGAACAGAAACAGAAACUAAAGUAUUUUAACCCUUGAGUGUCACUUGAAUGUCCCUUUCUGUUGCUGUUGUCUGUUUUAUUCACCAAGCACACGUGCAAAACAUGACGCCUCGCAAUGUUUUUGACAUUUGAUCAGCGUGAGGCCGCCUCAUCUAUUUCUGUCACAGCGUCGGCUUGCGUUGCAGCUGCGGCCAGAGUUGAACCGUCGCACUCCACUCUUGGCCUGCAAUGGUCCGGUCAAAGCUGACCUCUUGCGGUAAAUAUCGCUCCAGCGCUUCGGUCGUUGCUGCGUGUGUGGUUUUGCUCAGAUUCGGGAUCGAUUGCGUCUGACCGUGUCCUCCCGCAGUCAUUCCGCAUGGAUCCGUAUGAGAUCAGGGGAGCGAGACUGGACGCGAUUGCGGAAGAAGCGGAACUGCAGGAAUUGAACCGAGACACGCCCGCCCCCCAGCAGUCCGCUGGGGAGAACAAGGCCGGACGUGGUGAUGUCCUCCACGAUGCUCGUGUGGAGAGUGAGAUCGACAGCACCAGGAACCGGUUGCAAGAGAAGCUGGCUGAGAUGGCGAACUUUACAGGACACCUGGAAGAAAUCUUUUUGACCGUAGAGGAGAAUUUCGGCCGGCGGGAGCAGCACCUGGAGCACCACUACACCGAGGUGCUCCAGACAAUAUCGCAGCGUUAUGACGAGCGUGCGGCCGGAUUGGAAGAGGAAAAGAAGGCCAAGCUGGAGGUUCUGUACGCCCAGCUGCUGGCCUGCGGCCACGCGCUGGAUGCCUCCAAGGAGCUCAUCGAGGAAGCCAAGGAGGUCUACCGCGGCCAGGACAGCAGACUUUUCCUCAAGGCAGUCGUUCCCACCAUUAAACGGAUUGAGGAAUUCGCCAAAGAGGAACUGGACCUGACGCUGGCGACAAGUCUCGAUUUUGAAACGCCGCCGGCUGACUUGUCGGAUGUCAAAAGCAUGAUGGACUCCAUCAACGUCAUCCCAGCCCCAUCCGCCCCGGUUAUCAACCCCCAAACGGCGAACUCCGCCACCCAGACGUCCCUGCGCGUGUGCUGGAGUCUGUUCUCCGACGACACGGUGGAGUAUUACGAGCUGUACUGCAGACCCGUGCUGCAGGACGCCCCACCGGACGGCAACGCAGCGCCACACGUACGCAAGCUAAAAGUGCAAGAGACCCACUGCACAGUGGGAGAACUUCAGCCCGGUGCGCAAUACGAGCUCUGGGUGACAGCCACCAACACAACCGGCAUUAGUCCGGCCAGUGAGAAGGCCCUAUACCUGACCGUGCCAUCACCUCCGGUGCUCAAGCAGAGGGAGUGCUGCAGCUGUCCGGAGGCGGCUCUCAUACGCUGGGAGUCGGGAAACCCCGACCCCGUCGACUCCUAUACUGUGGAGCUUACUGAGCGGAUUGGGCCUGGCGGCGCUGAGAAGGGGGUCACUGAGUCUGUAGUAGCAGUUCCCACAUGUCAGUGUCUGAUCCAGCUUCAGCCAGGUCGCCAUUACCUCAUCUCUGUGAGAGCCGUCAAUAUCGGGGGGUCCAGCGACACGAGCGAGGUUAUCGGCGUCUCAACGUCCGGCACAUUGUUCCAUCUCCUGGAGGACACCGCCCAUCCGUGUCUGUGCAUCUCCGAGGAUGGUUUCACCAUUUUUUAUGGAGACGAAGAACCGCCGAUCAGCGCUAUGGCCUUCGACGAAAAUAACUUCACCAGCUGUGUCGCAGUCCUCGGCGACCUGAUUCCGGUGCGAGCAAGGCAUUACUGGGAAGUGGAGGUGGACGACGGGACGGAGUUCAGGAUUGGAGUGGCGUACUCGGACACGGAGAGAAAUUCCCAUCUGGGAGGAAACGACACCUCCUGGUGCAUGAGACACAUCCUCACUACUUCGAGGCACAAGUACGAGUUUCUGCACAACGGCCAGAGCCCCGACCUGAGGAUCACAGUGAACCCAGUCCGCAUAGGUCUGGCUUUGGACUACGACCGGGGCACGCUUUCGUUCUUUAACGUAGAACUGGAGCAACACCUGCACACCUUCCGGUGUCACUUUCAGCGUUACGUCCAGCCUUGCUUCGGCCUGGACAGCCCGGGAGCUCUGACCAUACGCAACGGCAUCGAGGCUCCAAAAUACACGUUCACGGGUCAUCCUUAAAUCACGUUUACAUGAAAGAGUCAGGUGAAAGUGUCAAAUGAAGGGCUUUUUAUUAUAUUAUUCCACGGGAACAGACAUCCAUUUUCCGGGAUAAGAAAACACUCUCACGCGUGGUUAUAUGAAACCGAUCUGAAUACUACUCACAAAAAAAAAAAAAAAAAAAAAAGGAAAAUGUGGGGCUGAGCUGUGAUUUCACAAAAUGUCCUGAUGAAUAAAAUCUAUGGUCAUCCAGCCGUCCAUUUUCUUAGCAGCUGAAACCUCACAAUCACACCUAGGGACAAUUUAGCGUCUCCAAUGAGUGCGUGUUUUGGGAGUGCCCGGAGAAAACUCACACAGGCACGGGGAAUACAUGCAAAGUCCACACAGGCGGGGGCCGGGAUUAAACCUUGGACCCCAGAACUAUGAGGCCAAAGCUUUACAGCUGUGCCGAUCUCUGGUCAUUUUCAUUAAAAAAAAAAAAAAAGAAAAAAUCCAUCCAAAACACACAGGCAAAAAUAAAUAGCUGUUGCAUUAUGGUCACGAACUACUCUGUGGACAUU
Molecule: messenger RNA, 2777 nt
Organism: Syngnathoides biaculeatus (alligator pipefish)
Lineage: Eukaryota; Metazoa; Chordata; Actinopteri; Syngnathiformes; Syngnathidae
Product: fibronectin type III and SPRY domain-containing protein 2
Exons: 12
Coding region: 451-2238 (595 amino acids)
Molecular function (GO): protein binding
Source: RefSeq, a predicted model, not a curated record